AUGCACAACGGACGACCAGUGCCCUUCAAGGCGUCUGGUUUUCAGAUUCGGCGUCCAAGCUUUUUUUCUCUUGGUCGUGUGCACGAAAGGGCAGGUCUUUUCGAUGACCUCGGCGAACUAUCAACGUCAAAGUCCCUCUUUCCAUCCAAAGUAUCAACCUCCUCUCACGGUCUCUUUGAGUUCCCUCUCAAUGCAUCUAAACCGAAAACAGGCAUUGGUGUUACGUCAAGUGAGUCUGCAUUUGAAAUUGAGCAAAGUGGCUCAUCAAACGCUGAACAACCGACCUCUGGACAAUCGUUCGAAGGAGAUUUUUGCCCUGGAAUAUGGCUUUCAGAUGGCAAUGAAACACAUCAAACUGGAUCUUUCACCUCUCCCACAGCAUAUGUACAAGUUAAGAAUGUCCAGGGUUCCCCAAAUUUGGCGUCUGGAAUCGCAACAGACGCUGCUUCUCUGCGCACUCUUCCCGAACCUUUAAACUUAUUUACUAAACCUGGCGACUUAAAGAUGUUUCGCCUGCCAACUAGGUUUAUCCAGGCCCUGUGUUCAACCAGUAAGAAGCGAACUUCACUAGCUGAACGGGUUGAACAACGAAUUCCUCACUCCGCUACACCGAUGACGUUCAAGUUGAACUGCGCACCAUCUAGUCUACCCCAAGAGAAUAACGCAAUGAAAGAUGACGUGAGUCUCUGUACAAACACAGCGUUGACAGUGCAGGAGCGAUUGGCUGUGCUUGAGGCGAAUGAUAAAGCGGAACAUGAACGCAGGCAGUCGACCUUCAGCAACCCAUAUUCCACCAACAAUCCAUCUAACAACAAAUCUGUUAUCGUGGGAACCUGUCCGGAUAUGUGCCCAGAGACUGAGAGAUAUCUGCGGGAACUGCGUCAGCGCGUCUCUGUAUUUGAGUGUCUAAACUGUGAGUUGUCCUCUGCUCCCUGGCGAAUGGACCAUACGCGAGCUGUGAAGGACUACAGCCGCUCGGCCGCCGAUCAGGCCGAACCGCUGCCGUGGGAACUUCGGCCUCCGGAGGUCUUGGAACGAACUAUGAACUAUCUGUUGUCCGCCAUUGCAGACCGUCCUGAAAUCGACACUACUGGCAACCUUUGGAAACCUUGUCCUUCCCUCCGUAAUCGUCAUAGGUAUGAAUUUUUGUGGACGAGAACGCGUGCCAUUCGUAAAGAUAUCACACAACAGCGCUUGUGUUCACCUGCUAUCGUUUCUAUUGUGGAGAAAAUUACUCGCUUCCACAUUUUCUGUGCGGCGCGUUUGGUGGAUCAAUCCAUGGAUGCGUUUGAUCCUAGAAUCAACUCUGAGAAUCUUACUCAAUGCCUCCAAACUCUGAAGGAGCUUUACGGGGAUCUCAGAGGGGCUGGAGCUGAUUUUAGCCCUUGUGAAGCGGAAUUCCGUGCUUAUAUGAUACUCAUGAAACUCAACGACAGCUCCGUACUAGACGAGGUACAGAAGUUUCCUGAUGUUUUGCGCAAAUCAAAGGAGGUGCAAUUCGCGAUUGCAGUGCACUCAGCUGUGGCGGAACACAACCAUGUGCGUUUCUUUCGUUUGGUCCGCAUGGCAGACUGUUUGACCGCCUGCCUUCUCCACCGCUAUUUUAGUCAGGUUCGCUCCCAUGCUCUCCUAGCCCUCUCCUCCGCCUUCUGUGGACAUCCUAGACACGCAGUCAUGGUGCGUUACCUCACCUCAUCCUCUCUAUUUUCCUGUGAUGAAUUGCUGUUGUCAUUCGGUACUAGCCAGUUGGGAUUUGAGUCACGGAAGGACGCACAGGCCUUCUGUGAGCACUGGAAUCUCCACGUGUCGGGUGACGACCUAAUUUUUCGACGUCAUUCACCGCCUCGAGAGCCAGAGUUUGCUUGGCAAGAGGGAAGAGCAUUAAAUCUGAUUGAGGGUAAGCGUUUGGGUCGAAGCCUUGCAGAUCUUUUCAACGGUGGUCCAAUUGAUCCCUCUUAUGCUAACCCCGGACCAGUUCACUCCUCCUUUGACAGUGAAGGUCGCAUCCUUAGCAUACAAGAGACCCAGGAAUCACCUUACUGCCCUUCAUCAACUGGCCUCACACCACUUCCCCUUUCAAUGGACAAUCUGAGGUCUCCUCCACUGUCACCAGAUGAAACAAAUGUUGGAGAUGCUUUUAGUGCCCAUCUCAGAAAACCCGCAUUUGAAGUUGACUUUAUGACUGGUGACUCUUCUGAGCCCAUAUUUUCAGAUGAAGCUAAGUCGGAGUCGUUAAUGGUUAUUUUUAAUGAGGUGUUGAACUGUGAAAUCCGAAGCGUCGCGCUGGUAGAGUUGAAGGAAACUAAGGCGGCAGCGAGUGUGGCUGAUGAAAUGAUUGAUGAGACCAUAGAAUCAUGCUUAACGCAGGUUGCAGAAGAGGAGGUCGCCUUUCGUCUAGAUUUUGUGUCAUCCGUUACUGAAGAAAUUACGAGGGACAUCAUUUGGAAUUUUGUGGAUAGUUCACUGCAGGAGAUUGUCUUCGAUAUCAUGAGUGAAACUGUUGUCUCGGUGAUCUCUACUGACAUUCUGAGGGAAGCUUUGAGCGAGUUUGCAUCACUCGAGCUGAAGAAAGCUCGUUCGGAGCAUUUGAACAUGAGACGACUGUUAAAGCGCACCUUCUGUUCCUGGAAAGCUAUCCAUCAGGAGCAGCGGCAGCAGAACAAUAUUUCCAUCUGCGACUUCCUUCACUCUCUCCCGGCUGCUCCGGCACCCCAUCUGUGGGUCGACUACUUCAGCGAGGCGAGGCUUUGCGGCUCCCGGCGUACUUGGCUCUGGGCAUUCCCGGAAAAGGAAUCUCAUGCUCUUAAACGGGCCCGAUUCUCUGCCUCCAAUUCCACAAUCGACGCUAAUCUCGCAUAUCGACCUCUUGAUCCCAUUCAUGACCUCUCGGGCGAAGUCCGCAUUGGAGUCAUUGUUUCUGCAACAGACUGCUUCUUUUCUCAAUGGCUUUGCAACAAACUUAAAAAUCUUGCUAACUUUACUGUUCUUUCCUCUUUGGACCAUCUCACGGGGAAAGAAACUGGACUUAUUGUGGUUGGUGAUGGUCUCUCACAUCUCGAAAUCCCACAACUUUGUCUUCUUCCCCCUGAUGUUAGGGAGUUUACUGAACAAUCCGACAUUAUGAAGAGCAUUGCCUUUCCGCCUCUAGUUUAUGGGGAUGCUACAAUAGCUUAUUGCUGGAACUCUCUUCUCCAAACCGGUCUUCAGUGGUUGGUGAAGAAGGCCGCAAUUGUUCCUGGUUGCAAGCAUAGUUGUGGAACCAAGGUGGAGACUGAGAAAGCAGUCACCUUCCCACAUUUAUUUCCACAAGUCUCAACUUUGGGAGAGUUUGUGUGGAGCCAGGUUCAGGCGACUUUCCUAACACCCUUGCUCUUCUUGAUUGAGCAUUGGGAUAAACAGGGGCUUACCCAUCCUGAUCCUCACCAUAUUCUGAUGGCCUACAAUCAAACUCUAGAACCAUUACCAAGACCCAUCCGCAAGAGUCUUGUAAUCUCUCCGCUGCCUGAGCCCCUUCCACUUACCAUAUCCUGGUCGGAGGCUGCAAAUAGGUGGCACACCUUUCUCCUUACUCCGCAAUUUUCAGAGGACUUAGCUACCUUUUGUAAACUCUCUCCUGACUAUUGUAAAUGGUGGAGACGAAUCAGUGCUCUACUGAUCCCCUGGGGCCCUCUCUGUUUCCGGGUGGUUCUCGCCAGGAUAGAUGCGGCGUUGAGCGAUGAUGAGCGAUUUGCCUCUCUGAACGCCGCGGUCGGGAUGGUCCCUGCAGCAGUCCAUGCUCUCGACCGAUUGAGUCCCCAAUUCUCCGUCGCCUCCAUUAUGCGUGAGUUUAACUUCCGUCGACCCAGGAUGCAGUCAUCCAGCAACUAUCGGCAACCACGGCGGCCUCCCACCCCUUUAAACGCCAUGGCCCAACAAUUACAAGAAUUAGACGCGAAGAUCGCAAAGCUUUCAAAUGAUGUUCGUUCGAUCCUCAAGUGA
Hydatigera taeniaeformis is the source of this 3978-nucleotide messenger RNA. The record is from the annotation of a GenBank genome assembly. Lineage: Eukaryota; Metazoa; Platyhelminthes; Cestoda; Cyclophyllidea; Taeniidae.